AUGGCUGGCCAACACAUCCUUCCUCAAGCUUUGUAUCAGAGCAAUAUGCUAAAAGCCAUGAAGAUUAGAGAGAGGACACCUGAAGAUCUGGUCAAACCCCCGAAUGGAAUAAUUCACCACUUCAGGACUAUGCACAGAUACACCAUAGAAAUGUUCAGAAUAUGCCAGUUUUGUCCUCAGUUUCGGGAAACGCUUCAGAAGGCCCUUACUGACCAGGCCACCCAGACUUCGCUGGAGCGCCAGAGGAAACUCAACUGGUGCAUGGAAGUUCGGAGACUUGUUCCUUUGAAGACUAAUGGUGAUGGCAAUUGCCUCAUGCAUGCUGCAUCACAGUACAUGUGGGGUAUUGAGGAUAUUGACCUUGUCUUAAGAAAAACAUUGUUUAGUGCACUGAAGGAGAUUGACACACGGAACUUCAAGCUCCGCUGGCAGCGGGAGGCUGUUAAAUCCCAGGAGUUUGUAGAAACAGGACUCCACUAUGACACCCGGAAUUGGGAGGACGAGUGGGAAUACCUCAUUGAAAUGACCUCCCCAGAAACAUCCGGGGCUCGAAACAGGCUUCCGUAUAAUGCACUGGAAGAAAUCCACAUCUUCAUCCUUGCUAACAUCCUCAGAAGGCCAGUCAUUGUCCUUGCAGAUAAAGUGGUAAGAAGUUUAGAGUCGGGCUCCAGUUUUUCUCCUCUGAACGUUGGUGGUAUUUACUUGCCUCUCCUUUGGCCAGCCGGAGAAUGCUACAGGUACCCAAUCGUGCUCGGCUAUGACAACAUGCAUUUUACACCACUAGUGACUCUGAAGGACAGCGGGCCAGAAAUCCGGGCUGUCCCUCUGGUUACCAGUGAACAAGGCAGAUUUGAGGAUUUGAGUGUGCACUUUCUGACAGACACAGAAGAUAGGAAGAAAGAGCAGCUGCUGAAAGACUACUUGAUGGUGAUAGAAAUUCCAGUGCAAGGCUGGGAUCAUGGAACAACUCAUCUAAUUAAUGCUGCAAAGUUAGAUGAAGGCAACCUACCCAAAGAAAUAAACCUCGUGGAAGAUUACUUUCAACUGGUGCAGCAUGAGUACAAGAAGUGGCAGGAGAAUGCUGAACCUGCUAGAAGAGAGACCUGCUCCAGGAAUAGACAGGAACUGUCUCUUUCCCAGCUCUCCCUCUUACAGGUGAAAUGUGAAACACCAAAUUGCCCUUUCUACAUGUCUGUGAACACCCAGCCCUACUGCCAUGAGUGCUUCGAGUGGAGGUCACAAGGGAAAAAAGGAAGAAAGCAGAUCUCCACAACAGCACCUGAGAAACUGAUGGCAGCUGGGUCAGGCUCCUCCAAUGGGGACGUUAUUGAACCUGGAGCAUGGACGUCUGAAGGGCCCGUAACUGGGCCUCGCUCCGCACCUCCAACGGCUCCAAGCCUUUUCCUUUACAGCGAGACCACGGCCAUGAAAUGCAGGACACCAGACUGCCCCUUUACCUUGAACGUGCAACACAACGGGCUUUGCGAACGCUGCUACAACUCCAGACAGCUUGGUCCUUCCAACAACUUGGAUGAUCGGACACAUUUAGACUAUGCCACAUGCAAGGUGUGCCGUCAGAAGGUCAACAGGACUUUCAAUGGCACAUGCAGCACUUGCUUCAAAAGGUCCACAGAGCACUCCUCCAAUGGCAGCCCCACUUUCCUGCCUGCGUGCCACCAGAGAUCCACGUCUGACCCGUCCCAGAUCUCGCAGAGCUUCCUCCAGCACCCCUGCCAUCAGGUUCCCAAUAGUCCUGGCGAGGAGCCCCUGCCACCAGCACUGCCUCCUGAGGAAAAGAGGGGAGGUAACCUCUGCAGGAAACCUGGCUGCAAGUUCUUUGGGACAGCGCAGAAUGAGGGCUUUUGCACACUGUGUUUCUUUGAGUACAGGGAAAACCAUGGUAAGCAUGCUGCAGCCAAAGUGGGUCAGCCAGGGACCUCCGCUGCCACCUUCCGUAACACCGUGUCGUGCCAGCGGCGUGACUGCGGCACGCUGGGCAGCACGAUGCUUGAGGGGUACUGCCAGAACUGCUUCAUUAAAGCCCAGAACCAGCGAUUUCAGGAAGCCAGGAGGACAGAAGAACAGCUGAGAACAGAACAGUGCAGAGAUCUGCAGCGAACAGCACUGAGUAAGCAGAAGAGACAGUGUGCUGUGGCUUCAUGUAGAAACAACCUGGGCUGCAGGAACAAUGACUUGUGCCAGGAGUGCCAGCGCCUCGGUCCGCUUCCGCCGUCGGGGAGUGCCAGGAACCCAUCUGCAGAAGAGCCCCCGAAGCAGCGCUGCCGAGCCCCUGCCUGUGAUCACUAUGGCAAUGCCAAGUGCAAUGGCUACUGCAAUGAAUGCUACCAGUUCAAGCAAAUCUAUGGCUAG
Molecule: messenger RNA, 2370 nt
Organism: Nestor notabilis (Kea)
Lineage: Eukaryota; Metazoa; Chordata; Aves; Psittaciformes; Psittacidae
Gene: TNFAIP3
Product: tumor necrosis factor, alpha-induced protein 3
Exons: 9
Coding region: 1-2370 (789 amino acids)
Biological process (GO): positive regulation of Wnt signaling pathway; cytoskeleton organization; protein deubiquitination involved in ubiquitin-dependent protein catabolic process
Cellular component (GO): nucleus; cytoplasm
Molecular function (GO): K63-linked polyubiquitin modification-dependent protein binding; DNA binding; zinc ion binding
Source: RefSeq, a predicted model, not a curated record